AUGUCCGGCCACCAGGAGGAGCUCCUGAGCACGGGGCCAAUGUGUCGAUAUGCUGAGUUGUCUUUAAAUAAAAAAGUAGAUUUGAAGAAGUUGCGGAUCUUCACCCUUCCCAGCUGUGGAGAUGCGCUCUUCACAAACUCAGUCUCUGAGGAUCUGAAACAGGCUCAGAGGAAGACUGACCUCGGGGUGAAGGUAGAAGAGGUGCACUUUCCAGAGCUGAAGCAUUCGUACGACAUGUGGUUUGUCUGCAUGGGUCUCCCGGACCACUCUCUCUCUGCCUUGAAGAUAAAAGAGAAACUGCAGCAGGACUUUGAGGAGCUCUUAGGCACAGAUGGAGUCUUUUACUCCAUCUUAAACGUGUUGGGUCUGCCGGUCACUCAGUGUCCCCUGGGUCUGAACCAGGACGGCCUUCCCCUGGGAGUGCAGGUGGUGGCGGGCAAGCUGCAGGACCACCUGACCAUCGCCACGGCACAGUACCUGGAGAAGGCUUUUGGAGGCUGGCGAGAUCCUGGGGCUAACUAG
Molecule: messenger RNA, 522 nt
Organism: Knipowitschia caucasica
Lineage: Eukaryota; Metazoa; Chordata; Actinopteri; Gobiiformes; Gobiidae
Source: the annotation of a GenBank genome assembly